Molecule: messenger RNA, 1761 nt
Organism: Bradysia coprophila
Lineage: Eukaryota; Metazoa; Arthropoda; Insecta; Diptera; Sciaridae
Gene: Nfs1
Product: Nfs1 cysteine desulfurase
Biological process (GO): [2Fe-2S] cluster assembly
Cellular component (GO): mitochondrion; cytosol; nucleus
Molecular function (GO): cysteine desulfurase activity; pyridoxal phosphate binding
Source: RefSeq, a predicted model, not a curated record
GUAGAAAGACCUGACUAUACUACGUUAUACAUAACAUCCUUGAAAAUGUAGAAUUUUUUAAAUUUACAUUUACGCAGGCUAAGGACAAACUUGGUUAUAUGAACAACGCUCACAACCCUCACAACACUGCUACCACUUUGACAGUUCUAAUCAUAUAUCAACCUAUACGUGAUAGAUAUACGUCUUGUUAGUGUAACGAGGAAUUUGUUGUGAAAUAAAGUCAAUUGUCGAAAAUACUGCAAUUCAUAAUGUAUCGAUUCUACCGGACAAUUGGUCUUAUUAAUGUUCCACGACCUCAAUUACUGAACUCUACGUCAAUUCCACAGAAAAGCGUCAAACAACGGACCCUGUCGACAGAAUCGAAAUUCAGUAUCAAAGAUGAAGUGCUUAACGGACGGCCAUUGUAUCUAGAUGCACAGGCGACCACUCCACUGGAUCCUCGCGUAUUGGAUGCAAUGUUGCCAUACCUCACUUCAUAUUAUGGAAAUCCGCACUCCAGAACGCAUGCCUAUGGCUGGGAGUCGGAGAAGGCAAUGGAGAAGGCCAGAGAUCAAAUAGCACAUUUAAUUGGUGCGGAUGCAAAAGAGAUUAUCUUCACGUCGGGUGCGACCGAAUCGAAUAACAUUUCCGUUAAGGGUGUUGCUAGGUUCUACGGCUCUAAGAAGAAGCAUAUCAUCACCACGCAAACCGAACACAAAUGCGUAUUGGAUUCAUGUCGAGCACUGGAAGGGGAAGGAUUUCGAGUCACAUAUUUACCAGUACAACAGAAUGGAAUCGUCGACAUGCAGACGCUCGAUGAGGCUAUCACACCGGAAACGUCGCUUGUAUCCAUAAUGGCUGUGAACAAUGAGAUCGGAGUCAAACAACCCAUCUCUGACAUCGGAGCACUGUGCAAAUCGAAAAAGGUUUUCUUUCACACAGACGCAGCGCAAGCUAUCGGCAAAAUUCCCAUCGAUGUCAACGCAAUGUCAAUUGAUUUGAUGUCCAUAUCGGGCCACAAAAUCUACGGACCCAAAGGAGUCGGUGCCUUGUAUGUGCGCCGACGUCCACGAGUGCGAUUGGAAGCGAUUCAGAGUGGUGGUGGUCAAGAGCGCGGUCUACGAAGCGGUACCGUUCCGACUCCACUUUGUGUGGGAAUUGGCGAAGCGUGCGAAAUAGCCGAACGUGAACGGGAGUACGAUCAUAAAUGGAUGGAAUUUCUGUCGGAGCGGUUGAUUGGCAAAAUUACUGCUGAAUUGCCGCAAGUUAUUCGAAACGGUGAUCCGGUUAUGACCUACCCGGGGUGUGUUAAUUUAUCGUUUGCAUUCGUCGAGGGUGAAUCGUUGUUAAUGGCACUGAAAGACAUUGCGCUGUCGUCUGGAUCAGCUUGUACGUCCGCUUCGUUGGAACCGUCGUAUGUGUUGCGAGCCAUUGGCACUGAUGAAGAUUUGGCACACAGUUCGAUCAGAUUUGGGAUCGGUCGAUUUACAACAAUCGAGGAGAUUGAUUACACAGCCGAGAAAUGCAUCAAGCAUGUGCAGCGUUUGAGAGACAUGUCACCGUUGUGGGAAAUGGCUCAGGAGGGAAUCGACAUCAAAAGUAUUCAAUGGUCUCAGCAUUAGCGUCAGUUACUUUCUCCCAUUAUUUUUUUGUAUUGUACAUAUAGACAGUGGAUACUGAUUACAGACGCUGGUCCAUAGGACCAGCUCACAGAGACAAGAAUGUAGAAUAUGUUUCCUUGAUUUUUUUCAUUUUUAAAGUGACAAUAAAACGGUUACGCAU